Molecule: messenger RNA, 768 nt
Organism: Diaporthe amygdali
Lineage: Eukaryota; Fungi; Ascomycota; Sordariomycetes; Diaporthales; Diaporthaceae
Exons: 1
Coding region: 1-768 (255 amino acids)
Source: RefSeq, a predicted model, not a curated record
AUGCCGCUGACGCCGCUGACGCCGCUCAUCUUGUCCCCCGCGCUUCCAUCUGAGCUGCUCACAUACAUCAUUCGACACCAGCAGCACCCUACCACGCUGAUCAUAUGCUCGUCGCAGGCAGCAUUUCUGAAUUCUCUCGUAGCCGACGCACAGGAGUCAUUAGAAGCGGCGUCUGGUGAAAGCCAAGCUCCCAGUCUCUCGCCCCUCCUCUCGGGCCCCCUCUACCAGGUUGCCAUAGCGCGACAUAUCCGCAUGUUAUUUGUUCCCACGGUUUCCCACCUGCGGGCCUGUCUUUCUGUCUUCACCACCAAGGACUCGAGGGUCCCACCGCCUCCGCCAACCACCGCUCAGGGGCAAGCAAGAACGUCGCCUCUUCUGCUAGUCUACGGCUUCCUCGCCCUGCACCGUGACACGAGUGAAUGGAGCGCCCAGGGAAUAAGUAGCACGGCUACAAACCUGGUGGAAGCUGCGAGGAGAGUCGGAUUUCGGGCUGUUGUGGUUGAUUCGUCUCGGGCAGCGGCGCAAGAUGAGGAUGGCACGGAAGAGCUGGACACGGUUGAUGAUGGUGAUGGGGUUGUGGGGAGCAAGACGGAGCAAAUGCUUUUGUCUGAGGAGGUCCCUGUGCUCAGUGCCAGUGCUAGGAGGGCCGGUGCUGAUCUGGACGAGGCUGACUGGACUGGGCGAACAGUGACUUUGAUGAGGGUCCUGGGGAGGUGGUUUCGUUACCGCCAAGGACACUGGGCGGAGGAGGUGCACGAGGACACAUGA